AUGAGAGAUGAAGAAUUGGAACUUACAAAACGACGUCGUGACGUUCAGAUGGAUGGAUUUUGCGAACCGAUCGGUAAUGAAAACAGACGAGGAGCAUCAGUUCUUGUUAAUGGGAGCCCCACUGAGAAGUUUCCGAUCCAGCGUGGUCUUCGCCAAGGGAUCCUAUGGCCCCUUUCUUGUUUAUCAUUGCUACGGAAGGACUCCACAUUGCUUUUGACAACCUUGUCCGGAAUGGAAAAAUCAUCCAUAAUUGGUGUAGGCGUGCAGGAAAAUGAGGUGUCCCGGAUGGCUUUGUCUUUUGGUUGUAAACCUGAAAAAUUGUCAUUUAAGUAUCUUGGUAUACCUGUCGGAGGUAGCUCGGCCAGGAUUAAUAUGUGGGAUCCUAUUGUGGUAAAAUUCCAUAAAAGAUUAUCUAACUGGAAAGGGAAUCUCUUAUCCAUCGGUGGAAGGACUACUUUGAUUAUUUCGGUGCUUGGAUCUCUCGGUUUAUACUUUUUGUCUCUGUACCGUAUGCCUAAAGAGGUGAACAACAAUCUGGAAGCUAUGAGAUCGAAGUUCUUUUGGGGUGGUUCCAAAAAUCAAAAAAAGAUUGCCUGGGUUAAAUGGAACACGGUUCUGGCUGCCAAGGAAGAUGGGGGUUUGGAAAUCGGUAGUCUUGAAGCCAUGAAUCAAGCUUUACUAUAUAGAUGGAGGUGGAGGGCUUUAAUUAUCCAACCCUCAAAGUCAUUGGGUUCAGAUUAUUGA
Molecule: messenger RNA, 744 nt
Organism: Erigeron canadensis
Lineage: Eukaryota; Viridiplantae; Streptophyta; Magnoliopsida; Asterales; Asteraceae
Exons: 3
Coding region: 1-744 (247 amino acids)
Source: RefSeq, a predicted model, not a curated record